This is a messenger RNA of Oryctolagus cuniculus (rabbit), 956 nucleotides long. Lineage: Eukaryota; Metazoa; Chordata; Mammalia; Lagomorpha; Leporidae. The record is from RefSeq and is a predicted model, not a curated record.
CAGGCUCCGCCCAGUGCUCCUGGCUAAAGGACGGAGAACGCCGCCCCGGAGCCUGUGGGUUCCCGCGCGUCCUGAGACUCUGAGGCCUCGCACGCUCGCGACCCCAUAGCAUGGCCGUCAAGAAGAUCGCGAUCUUCGGCGCCACCGGCAACACCGGGCAAACCACCCUGGCGCAGGCGGUGCAAGCAGGUUACGAAGUCACUGUGCUGGUGCGCGACCCCUCCAGGCUGCCGAAGGAGGGGCCCAAGCCAGCCCAUGUGGUGGUGGGUGACGUCCUGCAGGCAGCCGACGUGGACAAGACCGUGGCCGGCCAGGAUGCUGUCAUUGUGCUGCUGGGCACUGGCAAUGACCUCAGUCCCACCACUGUGAUGUCCGAGGGCACCCGGAACAUUGUAGCAGCCAUGAAGGCUCACGGCGUGGACAAGGUCGUGGCCUGCACAUCGGCCUUCCUGCUGUGGGACCCGGCCAAGGUGCCUCCAAGACUGCAGGACGUGACCGAUGACCACAUCCGGAUGCACAAGGUGCUGCAGGAGUCUGGGCUGAAGUACGUGGCGGUGAUGCCACCACACAUCGGCAUCGCCCAAGAAGAAAGAUGCUUACAAAAAACCAUUACCACAGGGACCACUGUUGUGGCGCACCCAGUUAAGCCGCUACCUGCGACACCGGCACCCCAUAUCAGAGUGCCGGUUUGAGCCCUGGCUGCUCCUAUUCAGAUCCAGCACCUGCUUAGGUGCCUGGGAAGGCAGCGGAAGAUGGCCCAAGUGCUUGGGCCUCUGUCACCCACAUGGGAGACCCCGAUGGAGUUCCUGGCUCCUGAUUUCAGCCUGGCUCAGCCCUGGGCCUUUUGGGGGCUAAACCAAUGGAUGGAAGAUCUGCCUCUCUCUCCUUCUCUCUUUCUCUCUGCCUUUCCAAUGGAUAAAAUAAAUCAUUUAAAAAAAUUACCUAGUUACAACUAA